Nerophis lumbriciformis (worm pipefish) is the source of this 7734-nucleotide messenger RNA. Lineage: Eukaryota; Metazoa; Chordata; Actinopteri; Syngnathiformes; Syngnathidae. The record is from RefSeq and is a predicted model, not a curated record.
AUGGACGACCAGGACGCCAGCUGCGGGAAGUCCGAGCAGGACGACUGGGACCACCAGUGCAGCGGACGAUGCCCGUCCUGGCUCCUGGCCACAGUCAAGUUAACCUCCCCUCCCCCCACCUUAACAAGCCAGCACACCGACACGGAGGAGCACACUUGUGUCUCAGUGAUCCAGGAUGAGUUUUAUCGAAUAACAAUGGUUCAUCUUGAAUCAAAGUUCAUGUCCAAGCUGGACGAAUUUACGCAUCAACUAUUAAAACUCUUCCAUACCAAGGGCGGAAGCAUGGGGCUGCAGUUGCAGGCUAUCUUACUCAAGACUCCAAGCAACCCAAAUAUCCACAUGAAGAGAGAGAUCGUCAUUAGAUGUUCGAUGAAGUUCCUCGGGGAAUCGUCAGAGCAACUCUUAAGAGAGUACGAUGAUGCUGAUGAGGACCGAAUACUCCAAGAUCUUGCACUUCAAACAUUGAAGAUCUACAUCAAACCGAACCCAUCAGAGGCACCAGACAUCGGUAUUGUGGUGGAGGGCGUCAAAGUGCUGACUGGUCUGGAAAAUCUUCCGAGGGCUUGCUCCCUUCUGAUAUUCACGGCCAAGAUGCAGCCCACGGAGCAAGAUGAGAAGAAGAAAAAUGGCCACAGCGACAUCCAUGGCCCUGUGGCCGGUGUCUACCUGGAGAAGUCCAAGCAGAAGAUCAGCAUAUAUGAAGCCAUGAAGAAACGUCUGAUUAAACCCGGUACAGCGUUAGCCUUGCUAGAAGCACAGGCUGCCACGGUUGGCAUCAUUGACCCUGUGAAAAUCCAAAUACUUCCAGUCACAGAAGCCGUCAAGGAGGAACUCAUUGGGCCCGAGUUAAGGGAGAAACUCCUCUUUGCAGAGAAGGCUGUCACUGGUUUUGUGGACCCUUAUACCAACCAAACCAUUUCUGUUUUCCAGGCCAUGCAAAAAGACCUAGUGCCCAGAGAUUAUGGUUUAAGACUACUUCAAGCGCAAAUUGCCACGCACGGCGUGUUUGAUCCAGUUGAGAAGACAAAUCUUCCAGUUGAAUUAGCCAUCCAGAAAGGAUACUACAUCAAAGAUCUGCUGGAUGACCAGAUGUCAGAGUUAAAGGUGUUCUAUGAUGCCAGCACCCAAGAGCAUGUUAAUUAUCAAACUCUGGUGGAGAAGUGUAUCAUGGAACCUGAUACAGGCCUGCUUCUUCUCCCCAUCUACAUCACAUUCAAGGGGCUGAGGCGAGGCAUUUCAUCUGCGGAACUCUUUGAGUCCAAGAUCAUUGACAAAGAAAUGUAUGAUAACCUGCAGAAGGGGAAGACCACAACCCAGAAUGUCAUGCUGAAUGAGAAGGUGAAGGAAUACCUUCAGGGCAAGGGGAGCAUUGCGGGCAUUGCAAUACUCUCAACCAAUCAAAGACUGAGUAUCUAUGAAGCUAUGAAGCACAGAAUAUUGAUGCCUGGGACAGCGUUAGUUCUACUAGAGGCGCAAGCCGCAACUGGAUACAUGAUAGAUCCCGUAGAAAACAAAAAGUUUACUGUAGACGAGGCUGUAAAAAACAAGCUUAUUGGCCCGGAAUAUUACGCUAAGUUGCGCUCCGCUGAACGAGCAGUAACAGGUUACAAAGACCCAUAUUACGGAAACACAAUCUCUCUGUUCCAAGCCAUGCAAAAAGACCUCAUCCUGAAGGAUCACGGUAUAAGACUCCUGGAGGCACAAAUUGCAACUGGAGGCAUCAUCGACCCGGUAAACAGCCAUCGCAUUCCUGUCCAAGUGGCCUACAAGCGCGGGUACUUCAAUCUAGAGAUGAAUGAAAUCCUGAGUGAUCCUAGUGAUGACACUAAAGGAUUUUUUGACCCCAACACUCACGAGAACCUCACUUACUUGCAAUUAAUGGCUAGAUGCGUCACGGACCACAGUACAGGACUCUGCCUCCUGCCACUCAAAGGCAAAAGUCACAAAGUCAACAUAGAUGACACCAUGAAGGAACUGUUCAGAACAACAGUUGUUUCGGUGCGGUAUGGCCGUUUCAAGGGUAGGCAUACGACUCUAUGGGAUCUCAUCAAUUCAGAGUAUCUGUCUGAGGAUAAACGACAGGAGUUUUUCAAACUGUUUAAGUCAAGAAGAAUCACAAUUGAGGAAAUCAUUGAGUCAAUCAUAGUCAUCGUUGAGAGCAAGGAGCUAAAACAGCAAGCAGACUUGAGCUUCAAAGGCCUCAGAGGUGAGGUUUCCGUCGUAGAUCUAUUGGAGCUUGAAAUAGUGGAUGAAAAAACCUAUAACGACUUGAUUGAUGGAACGUUAAGGAGAACCGACGUGUUGCAAAUGGAUAACGUGAGGGCCUACUUACAAGGCAAAAGCUGUGUUGCUGGGGUGAUACUACAGCCCUCCAACCAGAAGUUGAGCAUCUAUGAUGCACAAAAAAAUACCAUCCUAACACCUGGCACGGCUCUUUGCCUCUUAGAAGCACAGGCAGCUACAGGAUUUAUUGUCGAUCCACUAGCAAACAAAAAGUACACUGUGGAACAAGCGCUUCGGGAAAAGUUAAUUGGUCCUCAGAUGUAUGAAAAGCUUCUGUCUGCUGAAAGGGCUGUCACUGGUUACACUGAUCCAUAUACUGGCAAAAAAAUCUCUCUUUUCCAAGCCUUGAAAAAGGAUCUAAUUGUGAAGGAGCAUGGCAUUCGUUUACUAGAGGCCCAGAUUGCAACAGGUGGCAUCAUUGAUCCCUUGAAGUGUCUUCACUUACCUAUUGACGUUGCCUACAGGAAAGGAUAUUUUGACGAGGAACUGAAUCAAAUUCUCCUGGACCCAAAUGACGACACAAAAGGUUUUUUUGACCCUACAACCAAAGAGAAUCUGACAUAUAUGGAAAUGUUGGGUAGGUGUAUAAAAGAUAAAGAAACAGGACUGUUCCUCCUACCAAUGAACGUCACACCAAAAGCCACAAAACCACACGUGAGGCUGCACACUGACAGUGAGAUAAAACAAGAGUUUGAAGAGACACUGGUGACCAUAUCAGUCGGACGCUACGCGGGAAAAUCUAUUUCUCUGUGGGAUUUGAUCCACUCCAGCUACUUCACUGAAGACCAGUGGGAGCAGCUUAUACAACAAUACAAGACCGGUGCCAUUACAAUUCAAGAGAUCAUUGAAAUACUCACAGUCAUCAUUACAGAGGUGUCGUCAAAAGAAAGAAAGUUCAAGGGACUGAGGAAGCAGGUCUCAGCAAGUCAGCUGUUUGAGUCAAAGAUUAUCUCAAAAGAGCUUUUCACACAAAUUAUACAAGGGGAAGUGACUGUAGACAAUGUAAACAAAAUGGAAUCUGUACAGAAGUAUCUUGGGGCGACAAACUGCAUUGCAGGUGUCAGAGUUGAGUCUACAAAGAAGGUCAUGAGCAUCUAUGAUGCAAAGUCCAGAGGGCUGCUGACUCCUGGAACAUCGCUUGUUCUCCUCGAGGCCCAAGCUGCCACUGGCUUUGUUAUUGACCCAGUCAACAACAAGAAACUUUCAGUCGAAGAAGCUGUAGCUCAGGAAGUGGUCGGCAGCGAGUUGAAGAAGAAGCUGCUCUCAGCAGAACGAGCUGUCACAGGAUACAUAGAUCCCUACACUGGUGAGACAAUUUCCUUAUUCCAGGCCUUGAUUAAAGAUCUCAUUGUUAAAGAUCAUGGAAUUCGUCUUCUUGAAGCUCAAAUUGCCACAGGAGGCAUAAUUGAUCCAGUAUACAGUCACAGAGUGCCUGUGCAGGUGGCUUACCAAAGGGGUUACUUUGAUGAGGAAAUGAACCAGAUACUUUCUGACCCAGAUGAUGACACCAAGGGCUUUUUUGAUCCGAAUACACAUGAAAACCUCACCUAUCUUCAACUGAUAGAAAGGUGUGUGGUUGACCCAAACACAGGCCUUACUUUACUAUCAAUUGUGAAGAAAGGAGAGUUCUACUUCUAUGUUGACGAGACCACAAAAAUCAUCCUGAAAUCAAAAACGACGACCAGAGCAGGUGGCAAAUAUCACGGAACUACAGUGUCCUUGUGGGAUCUUCUCUAUUCUAGGUACAUCUCUGAAGAAAAGAGACGAGAGCUCGUGCAACAGUACAAGUCCGGAGCUCUCACAAUUGAACACUUUUUGGAGAUCGUUCUGAUGAUUAUUGAGCAGCAGUAGAGCGAAAGCUUUCAUGGUAUUAGGAAGGACGUCAGUGCUACAGAGUUGCUUGAAUCCAAAAUCAUCAAUGAAGACCUCUACAAAGAUCUCAGUGCAGGAACAAUCACUGUUAAGGAAGUGAGUGAAAUGGACUCAGUCCGCAGAUAUCUAGAAGGGACGAACUGUAUUGCUGGAGUGUAUCUGCAGUCAACCAAGGAGACCCUGAGCAUCUACGAAGCAAAGUCCAGAGGCCUGUUGACUCCUGGCACAUCUCUAGUUCUCCUUGAGGCCCAAGCUGCCACUGGCUUUGUUAUCGACCCAGUCAACAACAGGAAACUUUCAGUAGAGGAAGCUGUUGCUCAGAGAGUGGUCGGCAGCGAGUGGCACAAAAAGCUGCUCUCAGCAGAACGAGCAGUCACCGGAUACAGAGACCCUUAUACUGAGAAAACAAUAUCUCUAUUCCAGGCCCUGAACAAAGACCUGAUCGUCAAAGAUCAUGGAAUUCGUCUUCUAGAAGCUCAAAUUGCUACAGGAGGCAUAAUCGACCCGGUAUACAGUCACAGAGUUCCUGUGCAAGUGGCUUACGAAAGAGGCUACUUUGAUGAGGAAAUGAAUCAGAUUCUAUCUGACCCAGAUGAUGACACCAAGGGCUUUUUUGAUCCGAACACACAAGAGAAUCUCACUUACCUCCAGCUGGUCGAGAGGUGCGUCACAGAUCCCAUCACUGGACUAAGUUUAUUAGUGAUUGUGAAAAAAGGAGACUUUCAUGGUAUUAGGAAGGACGUCAGUGCUACAGAGUUGCUUGAAUCCAAAAUCAUAAAUGAAGACCUCUACAAAGAUCUCAGUGCAGGAACAAUCACUGUGAAGGAAGUGAGUGAAAUGGACUCAGUCCGCAGAUAUCUAGAAGGGACGAACUGUAUUGCUGGAGUGUAUCUGCAGUCAACCAAGGAGACCCUGAGCAUCUACGAAGCAAAGUCCAGAGGCCUGUUGACUCCUGGCACAUCUCUAGUUCUACUUGAGGCCCAAGCUGCCACUGGCUUUGUUAUCGACCCAGUCAACAACAGGAAACUUUCAGUAGAAGAAGCUGUUGCUCAGAGAGUGGUCGGCAGCGAGUGGCACAAAAAGCUGCUCUCAGCAGAACGAGCAGUCACCGGAUACAGAGACCCUUAUACUGAGAAAACAAUAUCCCUAUUCCAGGCCCUGAACAAAGACCUGAUCGUCAAAGAUCAUGGAAUUCGUCUUCUAGAGGCUCAAAUUGCAACAGGAGGCAUAAUCGACCCGGUAUACAGUCACAGAGUUCCUGUGCAAGUGGCUUACGAAAGAGGCUACUUUGAUGAGGAAAUGAAUCAGAUUCUGUCUGACCCAGAUGAUGAUACCAAGGGCUUUUUUGAUCCGAACACACAAGAGAAUCUCACUUACCUCCAGUUGGUCGAGAGGUGCAUCACAGAUCCCAUCACUGGACUAAGUUUAUUAGUGAUUGUGAAAAAAGGAGAGUUCUACUUCUUUGUUGACGAGGCCACAAAAAUCAUCCUGAAAUCAAAGACGACAAACAGAGCAGGUGGCAAGUACCACGGAACUACAGUGUCCUUGUGGGAUCUUCUCUAUUCUAAGUACAUCUCUGAAGAGAAGAGGCGGGAGCUUGUGCAACAGUACAAGUCCGGAGCUCUCACAAUUGAACGCUUUUUGGAGAUCAUUCUGAUGAUUAUUCAGGAGCAGUGCAACAGCACGAAUUCAACAACAGUCAUCACAAGUCAAACGCCAGAAACAAAUGUUGACAGCAGCACCACAAAGACCACCACCACCACCGUCACAGAGACCGAAAACUUUCAUGGUAUUAGGAAGGACGUCAGUGCUACAGAGUUGCUUGAAUCCAAAAUCAUCAAUGAAGACCUCUACAAAGAUCUCAGUGCAGGAACAAUCACUGUGAAGGAAGUGAGUGAAAUGGACUCAGUCCGCAGAUAUCUAGAAGGGACGAACUGUAUUGCUGGAGUGUAUCUGCAGUCAACCAAGGAGACCCUGAGCAUCUACGAAGCAAAGUCCAGAGGCCUGUUGACUCCUGGCACAUCUCUAGUUCUCCUUGAGGCCCAAGCUGCCACUGGCUUUGUUAUCGACCCAGUCAACAACAGGAAACUUUCAGUAGAAGAAGCUGUUGCUCAGAGAGUGGUUGGCAGCGAGUGGCACAAAAAGCUGCUCUCAGCAGAAAGAGCAGUCACCGGAUACAGAGACCCUUAUACUGAGAAAACAAUAUCCCUAUUCCAGGCCCUGAACAAAGACCUGAUCGUCAAAGAUCAUGGAAUUCGUCUUCUAGAAGCUCAAAUUGCAACAGGAGGCAUAAUCGACCCGGUAUACAGUCACAGAGUUCCUGUGCAAGUGGCUUACGAAAGAGGCUACUUUGAUGAGGAAAUGAAUCAGAUUCUGUCUGACCCAGAUGAUGAUACCAAGGGCUUUUUUGAUCCGAACACACAAGAGAAUCUCACUUACCUCCAGUUGGUUGAGAGGUGCAUCACAGAUCCCAUCACUGGACUAAGUUUAUUAGUGAUUGUGAAAAAAGGAGAGUUCUACUUCUUUGUUGACGAGGCCACAAAAAUCAUCCUGAAAUCAAAGACGACAAACAGAGCAGGUGGCAAGUACCACGGAACUACAGUGUCCUUGUGGGAUCUUCUCUAUUCUAAGUACAUCUCUGAAGAGAAGAGGCGGGAGCUCGUGCAACAGUACAAGUCCGGAACUCUCACAAUUGAACGCUUUUUGGAGAUCAUUCUGAUGAUUAUUCAGGAGCAGUGCAACAGCACGAAUUCAACAACAGUCAUCAUAAGUCAAACGCCAGAAACAAAUGUUGACAGCAGCACCACAAAGAUCACCAUCACCACCACCACCGUCACAGAGACCGAAAGCUUUCAUGGUAUUAGGAAGGACGUCAGUGCUACAGAGUUGCUUGAAUCCAAAAUCAUCAAUGAAGACCUCUACAAAGAUCUCAGUGCAGGAACAAUCACUGUGAAGGAAGUGAGUGAAAUGGACUCAGUCCGCAGAUAUCUAGAAGGGACGAACUGUAUUGCUGGAGUGUAUCUGCAGUCAACCAAGGAGACCCUGAGCAUCUACGAAGCAAAGUCCAGAGGCCUGUUGACUCCUGGCACAUCUCUAGUUCUCCUUGAGGCCCAAGCUGCCACUGGCUUUGUUAUCGACCCAGUCAACAACAGGAAACUUUCAGUAGAAGAAGCUGUUGCUCAGAGAGUGGUUGGCAGCGAGUGGCACAAAAAGCUGCUCUCAGCAGAACGAGCAGUCACCGGAUACAGAGACCCUUAUACUGAGAAAACAAUAUCCCUAUUCCAGGCCCUGAACAAAGACCUGAUCGUCAAAGAUCAUGGAAUUCGUCUUCUAGAAGCUCAAAUUGCAACUGGAGGCAUAAUCGACCCGAUAUACAGUCACAGAGUUCCUGUGCAAGUGGCUUACGAAAGAGGCUACUUUGAUGAGGAAUUGAAUCAGAUUCUGUCCGAUUCAGAUGAUGACACUAAGGGAUUUUUUGAUCCCAACACACAGGAGAACCUUACCUAUCUUCAGCUGCUGGAGAAGUGUGUGACAGAUCCCAUCACUGGACUAAGUUUACUCCCUUUGAUCAAAUACUGA